Erinaceus europaeus (western European hedgehog) is the source of this 594-nucleotide messenger RNA. RefSeq names its product T cell leukemia translocation altered (gene TCTA). The record is from RefSeq and is a predicted model, not a curated record. The transcript has 3 exons. The coding region runs from base 73 to 393 and encodes 106 amino acids. NCBI's taxonomy places the organism in Eukaryota, Metazoa, Chordata, Mammalia, Eulipotyphla, Erinaceidae.
AGCCCCGGAAGACCAGACGCCUGCGCAGUGAGGUCUAAGGUGACAGGCCCCAGGGUGGGGCGCGAAGCAGUCAUGGCGGAGUCUUGGUCAGGGCAAUCAUUGCAGGCUUUGCCGGCCACGUUCCUGGGGGCGCUGGGCGCUCUGGGCAGCGAGUUCCUACGGGAGUGGGAGGCGCAAGACAUGCGUGUCACCCUCUUCAAGUCGCUGGUGCUGUGGUUAGUGUUAAGUCUCCUGGGCAUCCAGCUGGCGUGGGGCUUCUACGGGAGCACGGUGACCGGGCUGUAUCACCGCCCAGGUCUGGGCGGCCAGAAUGGAUCCACACCUGAUGGCUCCACGCAUUUCCCUUCAUGGGAAGCAGCAGCCAAUGAACCUCUCAAAACCCACAGAGAAUGAGGGAAGGCAGCAGCAGAGGGGACUCCAGGGAUGUCGUCUGCUGGCUCCCACACUAGGUCUUGCUGCUACCCAGACCCCAGGGACAACUGCAGGGGUACUGGGACUGGAGCACAGAAUACCCAGUGCUUGCAGGGGUGUUGCCCCUCUCUCCCCCCCCACAUCACCUCAGAUAACCCCAGGCACUGGGCAAGUAAAGAGUUU